UAGGCAAUCUGGUAACGUCGUACUGCAACUCUCGCGAGCAUAGAAAGGCUUCCAGCGACACCGAAUACUGCCUCGAAAGGGUUGGGGGAACUCUGGUGGUCGUAGCUCGUUCCAUGGCGUAUUCAAUCUUGUACGGUACCUACUGCAACUCUCGCUAGCAUUAGCGAGACUUCCCUAGCCAGCGCGCUUGUCCCAGUAGUGAUAAUCCACCUCACUGCGACUCUCACUAGCCAGACCUCCUUGAACCAAAUAGAUUUUGGUCCGACCAAGCCAGUCCAAAAUGACCUUCAAUCACAGAUUGUGUUUUCACCCUUACACCCUCUCUAUUUGACUCCUUAAUACUUUAGGCGAUCCUUUCCGUAACAGCCUUAUCGUAGUACAGACACCGCGACAUUGAUCUCGAUGUCGCACUUCCUCAGCCAUAAAAACGAGAUGGCCAUACGUCUACUCAUCAACGAUGUCAUUUCGGGGUAGAGGCUCUGGCAGAGCACUUUUGCCGUUUGGGUUGGAUUACAGCGAUGUGUUGUCCUCGAACCACGAGACAGAAAAGGCCCAGAUUAUCUUGCCCGUCAAUGGGCCCUUGAACCAGGAAGAGGAGAGCGAGGCCAAACAAGCGAUAGCAUUCGCCAAAUUGAUGGCUGACGGCUCGUUUUACACUGGAACCAUUUACGACGCCGCCAACACAGAUGAUAAGACCAAAGUGGUCCAGAAAGCCACCGCUCCCGAUGGGAUAGAAAGAUAUUCCGACAAGUACAAGAAGGUGAAAAAAAUCGGCAGAACCAUAGAGGAGCACCCUUACCAGCUUGAGGUGUUCCCUGAAGAGUUGUAUUCGGUAAUGGGAGUCUCCAAGCAGAAGAAGAAGUUGUUGGCGUUGUCUACAUUCAAGUCCAACGGUGGUUUGAGGGAGUUCAACUUGAACAACCCUGAAGAAACAGAAGAUGAACAAGCCAAAUCCAUGUUGGAGAAGUUGAGGAACUUGGCAGAAGAGUUGGACAACGGUGAUGAAAAUAAGGAUGAAAACGAAGAGGACUUGGAAGAGGAUAUGGACGAAGACUUCGACGAAGAUGACGACGAUGACUAUAACGCAGAGAAGUACUUCGAUGACGGAGACGAUGAUGUGGGAGAUGCUGGAGGUGACGAUGAAGCCGCCUUCUAGGGCUAGCUACUCCUAAAAUGCUCGACUAAUAAGAUACUCUGCUAUCGCAAAUUGAGCCAGCUCGCCUCCAUACAACGGUGAGCAAUUCUAAAAAAUGUACUAUAGCCUAGAACGAAUGGUCAAUAAUAGAAAUGAAGCGAAACUGUGUAAACCCGAUGCGGCCAGGACAG
Molecule: messenger RNA, 1326 nt
Organism: Suhomyces tanzawaensis NRRL Y-17324
Lineage: Eukaryota; Fungi; Ascomycota; Pichiomycetes; Serinales; Debaryomycetaceae
Gene: RPC31
Product: DNA-directed RNA polymerase III subunit
Exons: 1
Coding region: 458-1156 (232 amino acids)
Biological process (GO): transcription by RNA polymerase III
Cellular component (GO): RNA polymerase III complex
Source: RefSeq, a predicted model, not a curated record